Molecule: messenger RNA, 6958 nt
Organism: Oryzias latipes (Japanese medaka)
Lineage: Eukaryota; Metazoa; Chordata; Actinopteri; Beloniformes; Adrianichthyidae
Source: RefSeq, a predicted model, not a curated record
GACCACUUGACGUGCGGGUGCUGCAUCUGUGUGCGCGGGGCCGUGCGUGUUCCUGCUUUUGAGGGAACUUUAUUCCAGAAUUCCCGCGACGAACAAAGCAAAGGAUUCUCGCGGACGAGGAGCAGAGGAGCCGCGUGCAAGCACUUGAGAUCGGAUGCUUCCUGCCAUCGCCAUGGAGAUGGAGGCCAGUCACAUGCUGGAGGCUGCAUUGGAGCAGAUGGACGAUAUUAUUGCAGGUUCCAAAGCGAUGGAGUUCUCCUGCAGCACGUGUGAUCUGCAGAUCGUUCAGUUAGCCGAGGACCUGAAACUCGCUUUGGAGCUUCAACCCAACCAGGAGCGGGACCACCUGAGAGCUCAGCUGCCCACAGAAACUGCGCAGACUCUCAUGGACUGGCUGCAGAGCGGAGUGGUGAACUUCUGUUCUCCCGCCAACAAUGAAACCUACCAAGACCGACUGCUUCGACUAGAAGGAGACAAGGAGUCUCUGGUCUUGCAGGUGAGCGUCCUGACCGACCAGGUGGAGGCGCAGGGAGAGAAGAUCAGAGACUUGGAAAGUUCUCUAGAGGAGCACCGGCAGAAACUGGCCUCCACUGAGGAGAUGCUGCAACAGGAGCUGAUGAGCAGGACCUCCCUGGAGACUCAGAAGCUGGACCUGAUGGAUGAGGUGUCCUACCUCAAACUGAAGCUGGUCAGCAUGGAGGAGUCGCACACCAACACACACGAGCCGGAUCCCACGGACACAAAGCAGGACAAAGCAGAGUGUGUGGUAAACUUCAUCAGCGAGCUCCAGGAGCAGAUGUGCAGGUUUCAGGCGGAGAUAAGCACUCGCAUCCAGGAGAAAAAAGCCCUUGAGGAGAAGGAGGCCCUGCAGGGGGAGCCCAGAGGACACCCAGCGUGGGGGUGCGGUCCUCAGGUCGGGCUAACCAGUCCAGAACCGGGCCUGUCGGGCUCAAAUGCCUGGAAUCAGUCGGGAGGACAGAGUGUGCACAAUCUGAUGCAGGAAGUGAAGCAGCUGAAGAACAAAGUGGAAGAAUUGGAGGGGCAGAAGAACCAGUAUGAGAGGAAACUCAGAGCCACCAAGCUCUCCAUCUCUUACUCUCUCCAUGUGUGUUACCAGUCGCUCAUGACCCAGCUGGCCAGCCUCAAGCUGACUGUGGAGCACACACAGCUGGAGAAGCAGCACUGGGAGGAGCGCUGGCGCAGCACACAGACAGAAAUGUCUGAGCUCCAGCAGCUCUUAGCCUCCAAAGAUGCUGAGAUCGAGUGCCUGCAGACACAGCUUCUCGCCAGAGAUGGCAGCGCUAACGACAACGCCAAGAGAGAGGAGGUGUAUAUCAAGCAGCUGAUUAACAAAUAUCAGGAAUAUCAGAGGUUGAAGGUGGGGAUGGAGUCAUUGCUGGCCUCCAAUGACGAAAAGGACAGGCGAAUAGAAGAACUGACCGUUCUGCUUGGCCAGUACAGAAAGAUGAGGGAGGUUAUGGCUCUCACUCAGGGAAGCAGCGAGGAGGAGCUGAGUGGCAGCUUGAAGCUCAAAGCCAUCACUCACAAAGCAUACUCGGACAACCUCAGAUCAGAGAUGUCCUCAAGAGGCUCCUCCCCCCUCCUGCUGUCCUCCUCCCCCUUUCAGAGAGACCAUGAGUCAAGUUUCCAGAACUCCUUGGACACAUCGCUGAUGUCGGCAGGUGAAAUAAGUUUCCUGAACGGAUCUUGGCACCGGCGCAGACUCCUCUCUAGCAGUCUCGAGGAGUUGCAGAGUGGAUCUUUGCAAAAGGCUGUAGAGAUCCAGCCAGUUGAGUGUGAAUCAAAGAGCCCGCUGACAGAGCUAAACAAGUACCAGACUCUUCCAGGGAAACUGGGGAAAAAGAGCGAAGUGAGAGCUGAGCUGAACUACGACAGAAACACAGAUGCUGAGUACUCAUCUCCUGUCAAGCUCUCUCCUGACCAUGACAAGAACUUCACUCUCAUUCGCUGCAGGAGUGCCAGCGCUCCAGUUCUAGGAUCUCCAGGAAAACAUGACCUUUAUGACACUGAGCCCUCAGAUAAGCUGGACAUGCUGUCUGACCACUCCCCCCUGUCCUCCGGGAUGGACUCGGGCCAGCAGUCUCCGGUCUCGCCGGAGAACCGGAAGACCCACAGAGGCAUCAGGAAGCUCUGGGGGAAGAUUCGCCGUAGUCAGUCUGGCAGUCCUGUGCAGAUCCAUGACCAAGAGGGGGGAGAUUUUAAGAGGGGGGGCUUCAGAGCUACAGCCGGACCAAGACUUGCCCACUCAGGAAAAACCAGAGAUCUAAAAUUGCCCUUUUCCAAGUGGAGCGUGGAUCAGGUGUGUGACUGGCUGGAGGACAUUGGGUUGGGUCAGUAUGGCCUCUUUGCUCGGCGGUGGGUCAGCGGCGGGCAGACGCUGCUCUCGGCCAGCCCCCAGGACCUGGAGAAGGAGCUGUCGUUGAAACACCCCCUCCACAGGAAGAAGCUCCAGCUGGCCAUCAGGACGCUCACAGGAAAGCAGCCCGAGAGGUCGGCGGAGCUCGACUACAUCUGGGUCACACGCUGGCUGGACGACAUCGGCCUUCCUCAGUACAAAGACCAGUUUAGUGAGGGACGGGUGGAUGGACAGAUGCUGCAGUUUCUCACUGUGAAUGACUUGUUGUUCCUUAAAGUGACGAGCCAGCUGCACCACCUCAGCAUCAAGUGCGCCAUUCAUGUCCUCCACGUCAACAAGUUCAACCCCAACUGCCUCAAGCGUAGGCCUGGCAAUGAGAGCCAGUUUACUCCCAGCGAGGUAGUCCAGUGGUCCAACCACAGAGUCAUGGAGUGGCUAAGAUCUGUGGACCUGGCAGAGUAUGCUCCUAACCUGAGGGGCAGCGGCGUGCAUGGGGGGCUGAUUAUGCUGGAGCCUCGCUUUAACGCAGACACUCUGGCCAUGCUGCUGAACAUUUCCCCUCAGAAAACGCUGCUGAGGCGCCACCUUACCACCAACUUCAACAACCUGCUGGGCGAGCAGGCUCAGCAGGAGAAGAGGGAGUACACCGAAGCGCCUGGGUACUCUCCUCUGAACAUCACAGCCAAAGUCAAGCCGAAAAAGCUGGGCUUUUCCAACCUGACGCACCUGAGGAGGCGGCGGUCGGACGAGUCCAGAGAUUACGUCUGUCCCAUGGAGUCGCCCACAUCUCAGUCAGGACAGUCUGCGGCCAACGGUGUUCAGGUGCGGCCAUACGCCGGCUUCAGGGGCCUGAGUCCCAUCCUGGACCGGGAGCCCGCCAGGGACCAGAUGGUCAAUGCAGAGCGCACCAUACUGCAAAUAGAAGCUUUGUCUGAAAGCAUCAACAACCUUACAAUGGUCAAUGCAGAGCGCACCAUACUGCAAAUAGAAGCUUUGUCUGAAAGCAUCAACAACCUUACAGUAAGAAGCAACAACACAUACACUUGUGCACAUUACAGAGGAAGGACUUUUUGCGUGUUUGAGUUGGAAUGCAUUACAUGAUGGGGAUUACAAUCUGUUUAUACAGUCAAGGGAUGGGGACCAAAAUACGGAAGUCCAUGUAAAGGACCUACAGUAUAUCAUGCUUUUCUUAAGCCUUUCAGAGUAAACUAUAUCCAUGUUUAUGUGCCACAUUAAAUAACCAGUUUUUUUAAGGAAAUCUGAGUUUUUUUCAUUUUCCUACCCCGAAGUAAGACAACUCGAUCUCUGAGGCCCCGCCUUUCACUCCGUGUGGGUGCCGCCCAUUUCCUGACAUCAACGUAGAGUUGGCCUCGGCAGCGUGUCUGCGUCUCACCCACGAAAACAAAACAUCCAAACUUUUGUAAAGACUGAUGUGCAUAUUGUGAAAGUAAAAGGAAAGUGUUUUAGCAGAUCACCGCAAGCUCCAUGGAGGAAUACUCAGAAAUACAUAAACCCAUCAAAUUAUCACUUUGGGGUUGUUUAUAGUGAGGAAUGAACGUUAUAUUACACUUAAAAGCUAAAAGAAAAAAGAUUUUUCAUGAUGUAGGCCGUUAAAAAUAGUUUAUAUAGCAGUUUUAAAGGUCCCUGUGCAAAUUUCGGUAUUGGCACAAAAUGUAUGUUUUUUUCAUCUCGUUGAAUUUGGGAGUUUUGAUCACUGGGGCUUCUACUGAGCGUGUGUGUGUGUGUGCGUGUGUGUGUGGGUGUGUGGGUGUGUGUGUGUGUGUGUGCGUGCGUGUGUAUGCCAGGAUGAUGAGGAAAAACUUUAAAUUCAAUUGACCUUAAGCUUUUCUAUAAAGAAUCAAAGUAUCGUUUAUUAAACAGACACAAUGCAAAUACUCUAAUUUGACACUAACAUCAUGUAUCUCUACAAUCCUACCAAGUAUUUGGUUCUACAUUCAUGUCAAAUGAACCUUUUAGUUGGUAAUCCUCCCCUGAAAUAGGACUGUUUUAUGUAAAAAUACAUUUUUUGGGUAACAUUAAAGGUCAAGGUGUGGAAGCCGCAAACGGACUGCCUUCCCCCUCCAUUUUCUUGUGAUAACUUUGUUUUCUCAUGAUAUUGCCAUAUACCCACCCCCGAUUUUCUCAUGGUAAGGUCGUUAUCCUGAUAAAACAAGUUUUAUUCUCACGAUAGCGAGACCAUGAGACAGUAUGUCUCUGCGCAGCUGUAACUGUAACCUUCUCCUCAAAUGACUGAUUUAAAUGUUGUGUAUGAUCGACAACAUCACCACAAUCAGACCAUGGCUAAAGUAAUCAAUGAUAAACUGAACAGUUCUUCUGGUGUUGGACCUUUUCUCUUCCAGCCUUGUUUUGUAGAAAAAUUUAAAAAAAAGUUUAAUUUGGGUCAACACAUAAUGACAUUUGUCCUCCAAUGAUGAUGACAUCCACUAUCACAUUAUCAGGAGAAAUGUGAUAAUAAUAAUAUUAAUAAUGUGAUAGUAAAUGGGCAAAAACGCAAAAGCAAGGUAAGCCGUUGUCAGCUGCUGUAUGAAGGGCAUAAAAACAGUACUGCUCCGUGUAGGAGUGAUUCAUGUCAAUAAGAAGUUUGAUUCUGGCGUCUCACUGUACACACAAACUCUGAAAGAGGUCUGAAUUAAGAUUCCUCUGAAAAUAAGGAGUCAUUCUAUCUCAGGAGAUUGUUUUCCAAAGUGUUCAUUUGUCCAGAAUUUGGACAAACAUACUUGGUGGAAUUGUCGCGCUGUAAUCCCAGUUUCCCACUCCCAUAAUGCUUUGCCUCCAGUACCUGCUGAGCCGGGACGAGCUGCGUAAGGAGCUGAGGCGGUCUCGGACGGCGCUGGUUUGAUGGAGCCGUGAAUGGUCUCAGAGACCUGCCGCUGAUCCGGUCUAACCCUGCAGCGUGGAGAAACUGCCACAGGAGCCUCACUGCCGCACGCCUGCAUUCACUUCAACUUACCAGCCUCUCUCUAAAGACUAAACCACCAUUCCUGCUUUCCUAAUCAAUCCACUCUUAACUACGUAUACUGAUCAGUGUGUGUCUGAAAUAAGAAGUCCCUCUACUUUAGCUCUUCCAUUGCUCAGGAUUGUGUUGAUUUUUUCAUCAUGGGCAGAUGCACAAACAGAGCAGACAUGACAGAGGUGUUGGUCUCCAUGUUUUCCUUUGAAUAAUUCUUGGUAUGACCAUUUUUCUAACUCCACUUGCAGAUUUUUUUUGCUCAUUUAAAGAAUAUUUAUGUUUUAUGAAAUUUUGACUUGCACUGUGGAUCAGAACGAGUUGCUUUGUUUUCCGUUUAUUCUUUAGCGGCUCUGCAGAAUUUCUGAGCCUUUUAAGUUCAAGAACACAAUAAAGAUGCUUUCAUUGAACUGGAUUUGAUUAAGGAGUAAGAAGCUCAAACUCCUCUAAUGUUCAAAUGUCAGACGAGUGUUGUGAUGAGGAUGAAAGUGAAACUCGUUGUUUGACAACCUUAUUUAUGAAAUUAAAAAUUCUGCAUGCAUCCAAUAUUACAAGAAAGCCCAUCUGUGGAAACUUAGUGGACUAUAAAAGCAGCGUCUCUGUCACAGUCAAAGUGCUCCACAGCCUGACAAAAAGUUUUUAAAAAGUUCCUGUUAAAGCAACAAAUCACUGAAAUAAAAAGAAUGAAGAAAUACAGUAAAUACAGCAGUGGAAAACCUGAAUAGAAAAACAUUGCUGUGAUUCAUUUGGGAUUCUUACUGAUGAAGAAAACUGGACAUUGUUUGUAUAUUAAUUUUCUUUAUGUAGAGAGCUGUGUAGCUCCGGCCCUGCCUCUGCAAAAUCCUGACAAACUUGCAUUACUGUUUCAUUUUGAUCGAGCAUUUUUCAUCACAGACACGGAUUUGUGACUUGAAAAUGUUUUUAAAAAGCUGUAAUAAGUGAAAUUAUUUUUUUGUGUUCAGCUCCACAGGCUCCUGUGAAGAAAAUGUUUUAUGAAAAUGAAAGGGUGACCAAUUUUUCUGAACCACAACAACCUUUACUUUUCUAAAUAUAAACAAGAACUGUAUGCGUGUGUUUAGGGUUAUUCAAACUCUGUGCAACUUCAGACAAUAAAGGAAUGUGAAGAUGUGAGAUUCUAGCUUUAAAAGGCUCAUUGUUGUUCAUUAAAAAAAAAAAAUCAGUAAAUAUGUCGACAAAAUACUAUCAGACAUGAAAAAAAAAGACACAACCUUCAUGAUUAAACUGCAAAUACAAGUAACUUUUGUUUUUUAGAACAAAAAAGCAACUGGAUGCUAAAGGAGGCACAUUCCUGCUGAGGUUUAGAGAGGUGCAUUAUGGGUAAUCAUCACAUCAAAAAUGUAAUUUGAUGUAUUUAGCCUGAGACCUUCAUGGCCACAGCUCUGGUUGGUUGGAUGUUUUUCCUUCAGAUGACUGUCAAAGGAGACAAAGCUGGGGCCCUCGUGCCCUGGGUUUCUGUCACAUGCGUGCCCCACUUGUGAUGGAAUGUAACUCAGGUUUUUGUUAUUUAGGCACAUGUAUCAGGUUUGUCUUACUUUAUAAUUCCACAUUAUUAAUAAUAAUAAUAAUAAUAAAGCAGAUUUCUCAGCUUUGCA